AUGGCUUUGGAAGCGGCCCUCAUGGCUGCCAAAGUGUCCAUCCACGACAACGGGGACUCUGCUCAGCAGCAUUCCGGCGGCAGCGGCGGCGGCGCUGCGGCCGGCAGCGGGGAGCCCGGCCCAGUGCGCGGCGCCGGCGAGCGCGGCGGCGGCGGCGGCGGCGGCGGCUGGGCAGGCGGGGCGAGCGGCGCUCUUUACAGGGCGCGUGUGAGCGCGGUGCAGGCGUUUGUGAGGGAGAACCGAAUCAAAGAGAUCCACUCUUCAGGCCAGCCCCUGGACGUGUCUUUGGCGGCGCAGCUGCAGGACCUCGUGCGCGACUGCGGCGAGAGCGCCGCCGCCGCCAUCGACAUCACGUCGUCCGAGGCGCUCUGGCCGCUCGGCCGCCCCGCCGCCGGUGCCGCGCCGUCGCCGCCCGCCAACGGCGCCGCGGAGGGCGCGGCCAACGGCGUUGCGCCGCCGGCCGGGCCGGGGGGCCUGUCGCAGGCGCUGGCGUCCGACCGGACCGGCGACAAGCAGAAGUGGCUGCAGGUGCUCGCUGACAUCAGCCUGGGUGACGACCAGAUGCGUGAGCUGCUGCGGCUGCGGGCCGAGCUGCUGGAGGGCCUGGGCCACUGCCUGGCGGAGAGGAGGGCGCUCGCGGAGAGGCUGCUCGCGGGCAGCCUCGGCAUCAAGCCCGAGCCGAUGGCCAGCAGCACCGGCCGCGACGCAGCCGCAAUGCCGCCGCCGCCGCCGCCGGGCGCGGGGCCCAACCUGCAGCAGGGGGGGUACGUGGACAGCGUUGCCCACAGCAGCCUGGCGGCGCGCGAGGCGCUAACCCAGAUGCAGGCGAGUGGAGGGCGUGACCCGGGGGCCCCGCCGCUGGCCAGCCUGUGGGGCGGCUGUGUGUGGAUUGUUGGUCCUGUGCUCUAG
Monoraphidium neglectum is the source of this 909-nucleotide messenger RNA. RefSeq lists its product as hypothetical. The transcript has 4 exons. The record is from RefSeq and is a predicted model, not a curated record. Lineage: Eukaryota; Viridiplantae; Chlorophyta; Chlorophyceae; Sphaeropleales; Selenastraceae. The coding region runs from base 1 to 909 and encodes 302 amino acids.